GCGGCCACAGCCAUUCUGUCCCGCUGUCGGUGAGGAAGAUGAUGGUGAAUGCGCUCAAACGAAUCAACUACGUAUAAAUCCACCGCUAAUCUUAACGUAGUUGCAGAUUGACUUUUUACAAAUACAUAGCAAAGCCGAGGGUUUCAGAAACAUCGAAAGAUACAGGUCCGGACUCACCAUGACCAACGAGGAGCCUCUACCCAAAAAGGUUCGCCUCAGUGAAUCUGACAUGAAGACCCUGACUAGAGAGGAGUUGUGCACAAGGUGGAAACAGCAUGAAGCCUAUGUCCAAGUCCUGGAGGCCAAAUAUGCAGAUUUAUGUUCCAAUGAUGUAACAGGACUGAAGGAGUCUGAGGAGAAGCUCAAGCAGCAGCAGCAGGAGUCUGCACGCAGGGAGAACAUCUUGGUCAUGCGACUUGCCACUAAGGAACAGGAAAUGCAGGAGUGCACGACCCAAAUCCAGUACCUCAAGCAAGUCCAGCAGCCGAGUGCAGCCCAACUGCGGUCAUCCAUGGUGGACCCAGCCAUCAACUUGUUUUUCCUCAAAAUGAAGACUGAACUGGAACAGACUAAAGACAAACUGGAGCAGGCCCAAAAUGAACUGAGUGCCUGGAAAUUUACACCUGAUAGCCAAACGGGGAAGAAGCUGAUGGCCAAGUGUCGAAUGCUGAUUCAGGAAAACCAGGAGUUGGGCAGGCAGCUGUCACAGGGACGCAUCGCCCAGCUGGAAGCUGAGUUGGCCUUGCAGAAGAAGUACAGCGAGGAGCUAAAAAGCAGCCAAGAUGAGCUGAAUGACUUUAUUAUCCAGUUAGACGAGGAGGUAGAGGGAAUGCAGAGCACCAUCCUUGUCCUGCAGCAGCAGCUUAAAGACACCCGCCAGCAGUUGUCUCAAACUCAAACUUUGGCCGGACCAGGACCCAGCAGGACUUCACCCAAUGAUUCAGGCUCUUUAGCGGAACCAUCCAACCAGCCUGAGCAGGCAAGCGCACCCUCUGAGCCAAUUGGCAAAGACUACAGCAGGGUCUCCAACGGACCAAGCAAUGGCAACUCAUCCCAGAGAAGUGAGACUACUACACCCAGCCUGUAUCGGGAGGUCAGCAGCACAGAGGAAGACUUUCCCAUGUCCCCCAUGGUCUCCAGUCCUGGUGAAGCUGAGACUAAGCUGUCGAACCACUCGGAGGAGGCAUCAGGGACUCAGACUGCAACAGGAAGAGUUGGAGGACCUGUGGGAUUCGGGACCCAGCUGAGUGCAGGUUAUGAGAGCGUGGACUCUCCCACAGGCAGCGAGACAUCUUUGACUCAGCACUCGAAUGACACGGACUCCACCACUGACCCUCAUGAGGAUAAGGCUGCCCACGUGACCAAGGGCACCAGGACUGCAGGGUCACGUCAUGCUCAGAACGGCCUGGACUCCAGCACAAGUGACAGUGCAGCUUUGUAAUGUACUAUGACACGUAAAUUUUGUUUUUUAAUUUUAUACAGUACACAAGGCAACAAGUACAUAGUCUGUAAUGGCACCACUGUCAAUGCAUUUAUGUUUUCACCCUCCCCUGCCUCUAGUGAAACCUCUGUCAAAUUUGUGUUGCUAAAUGGAGACGUGGUUAAUGUCACACCUGACCUGCGUGGUUGUAUGAUUAAAAUGGUAUGUGUCAUUCUGCUGUUUAUUUAAGCGUGUCUAUGCUGUUCUUGUUUGAGCUCUUGACACUAAAAUCAGGCAUCUGGUGUUGUAACUCACUGUCUGAAGUCAGUAAAAUCACUUGCAGUAGCUUCACAAAUUCAAGAGGGUCAUGUUUUUUUAGAUGUUGGCCUGUGUUUUUUUAAACAGUUUUAAUUUUUCAUUAACAAAAAAAUUUGUUCAGGAGCUUCUGUUGAAUUGUGAGUAGUUUAUAUGCAUUGUUCAUAUUAUUCUGACGUGAGUCCUUUUCAUGUACUGACCAAAUAUCAAUAAAGAUUUUUAAUACUA
Betta splendens (Siamese fighting fish) is the source of this 1963-nucleotide messenger RNA. RefSeq names its product WT1 associated protein (gene wtap). Lineage: Eukaryota; Metazoa; Chordata; Actinopteri; Anabantiformes; Osphronemidae. The transcript has 8 exons. The record is from RefSeq and is a predicted model, not a curated record. Gene Ontology annotation, cellular component: nucleus. Gene Ontology annotation, biological process: regulation of alternative mRNA splicing, via spliceosome. Bases 179 to 1441 code for a protein of 420 amino acids.